Messenger RNA from Schistosoma rodhaini, 2247 nucleotides. NCBI's taxonomy places the organism in Eukaryota, Metazoa, Platyhelminthes, Trematoda, Strigeidida, Schistosomatidae. The record is from the annotation of a GenBank genome assembly.
AUGUUGGAGAUAACUUCAGUUUCAAGCUCUACUAGUGUAUUGUAUUCUAGCUUAUCCGAUCUACGUGCAUUAAUAAUCCUUUAUUGGCAACCAAAAACAGUAUAUUUAUUCAAUGGCUGUACGGUGAGAAUGAAUGACUUUCUGAAAGAGCAUAUUAAAUCUGUAUCUGGGACAGUUUUGGAGCUCAUUCAAGAAGGAGUAUUUUCGAAUGUAACCGUUGUCAUCAGUGGUUAUGAAUUCAAGUCUAACAGUCUACUCUUGGCUAGCUCGAGUGACUAUUUUAGGGCAUUGUUCAGUUUUCAACAAAAUUCAGUUGAAGAACCUCGUUUGGAAAUCAAAUGUGAUUACGUUUCACAUGUUGGUCUCAGCCAUGUUAUGUUGUUUAUCAAUUCGAUUGGCCAAGUUCAUGACUAUAUUCCUACUGAAGAUUAUCAGGAUGUCUAUGUCGCGUCAAGCUUCCUACAAGUACACUGUCUUCAAAAAAUGAUGAGUCUUCGUUUGGAAGGAACUCUCUGUACAGAUAAUGUUCUUAAGAUUAUGAAUUUGGCACACUUGUUCGAUGAUGAGUCGUUAUUUAAAAAGGCCAUAUUAUUCCUCUGGCACGAAUUUCAACUAAUCGAUUAUUUCUCAAGUGAUUUUGUUAAUUUAACUACCAAACAGAUCACAAAAAUAUUUCAAAGUGAUCAAAUCAAUAUAUCUCAGGAACGUGUUGUGUUGGAAGCAAUACUUGUAUGGCUUUGUCAUGAUGUUACACGUCGGAUGGAGUUUUUCAAAAAUAACUUUCUCCAUCUUGUAAGAUUACCUUUGAUAACGAGAAAUGAAUUGAUGGAAAUAAUCAGUAAUCCAAAAUACUCUGCAGCUAAUGAUGCUUUACAGUUAUUAUUUUUGGCACAUAAUUCUUUAAAUCAACCAUCAUAUCUUAAUGAAUUAGAAAAAAUUUCAAUAUCAGAUAUUUGGGGUAGUCAAUAUUUAAUGAAUUUACUUAUAGAUCCUAAACAAUGUAAACCAAGGGUUGGAACUAUAUAUCGUGUCUAUGGACUUGGAGGAGAAAGUGGUUUCAAUAACAACGCUUCGGCUUCUUAUGGGUUGCAGUCAAAUGAAUUUAUGAUGUAUAAUGAAGAUUUAAGUGUCGCUACUAAAUAUACACCUCCGUAUGCUGCUUCAAGAGUUCAUCAUGGUGUAGCUGCUUCUCUUAAUUGGAUGUAUGUAGUAGGUGGCGAAUCUGAAGAGGGUGAAUUGUUAAACCAUUGUUCACGUUUUAGUUUAACAGAUCUUGUUUGGCAUACAAUGAGUGAAUUGGACUCUCCUAGAUCUCAUCAUACUUUAAUAUGUAUUGAAAAUUAUUUAUAUGUAUUUGGUGGUUAUUGUUUAAAUUGGGCAACAAAUUAUUCACCAGCUAGCGAUUCAAUUUUAACAUAUGAUAUCUGUACAAAUAAAUGGAAUAAUUCAAAUCAUAAAUUACCAUUUGCUUUAGUAGAUACAUGUGCAUUACUAUUAACUCAUAAAGGUCUUAUUAUGUUUGCUGGUGGUCUUGAAGAAUAUGGUGAUGAAAUGCGUCCGUCUGAUUGUGCUUUUCUAUAUGAUCCGACAGAAGAAGAUGGAGAAAAUUUCAAGUUUCUACCAAAACUACCAAUGCCUCUGAUCAGUGCGGCAUUGGCUUGUGACACUGUAGAAAACCAAGUAUUUUUGUGCGGCGGUCGAAUCAGUGUUUACGGCUCGGAACUUAGUGAUAUUUCAAAUAAAGUAUUCUGCUUUAAAUUUAGUACAAAUUGUUGGACUCAGGUCACUGUACUAGAUUUUCCACGUUACAAUGCUUUCUCAUUUGUACUAUACGAUAAAUUAUAUGUGAUUGGUGGUAUUACUAUUGAUGAAGUCAUUGAAAAUACACCGAGUUCAUUGUUAGCUUCGUUGAUCAAUGUUGAUUAUGAAGAUUCUGUGAUGGAUAGACAAAUAACUACUACUGAUAAUGAUCGAAAUAUUUCUCUUAACUUGUUAGAACAUUUUUCUGUCGGAAAUUAUAUUCGUCCGAAUAUCCUACAAGCUCCAUUUAGACCAUGUCAUUUCGCUGAAGGUUGGCAGUUAAGAUUACCAUCUUCGACAUCAUCAAAUAGCUUGCAUAGAACAUCAACCCAGUCACGCCCCAAACGUUUGAAAUUAUCACUUGCUAGAUAUGCAAAUCAUUCACCUGUUAUAUCAAGAUGUUAUGCAGUUUAUUGUAUAGCUCCAUAUUUAAACUGUAUGAAGUAG